UGUCUAAUAAAAGAGUUCACCGCAGUGGAUCCAAACCCCUGCAGUCCGUACAUCUCUCUAGCAAUCGAGUUCGAGAUCGAGCUACGAGCCUACGACGAAAGGGUAUCGUCGCAGUCGCUAGAACGUCGCUAGAACCUGUUCGUUUUCAUUUACAUCAGGUGGUGAUUCAAUCUGGUUGUAACGAUUAUAUACAUACAUUGAGGUGAGAUUACUUCAUAGAUUUAGCGAAAAUGAUGGUUGAAGAUCUCGGCAUCGAGGCCAAGGAGUCCGCGGUUCGCGAGGUCGCCAAGCUGUUGCCGCUUCCUGAGCUUCUGCAAUCCAUUGCAUCAAUCAAGGCAGACUACAUUUCGCGUCAACAGGCAAAUGAUGCACAGCUUAGUACGAUGGUUGCAGAACAGGUUGAACAGGCACAAGCUGGGCAAGAAUCACUUACCUCAUCUCAGAAGACAAUAAACCAGCUUCGCGAGAACUUUGUUUCUAUUGAAAAGCUAUGUCAAGAAUGCCAAACAUUAAUUGAAAAUCAUGAUCAGAUCAAGCUCCUUAGCAAUGCGAGGAAUAACUUAAACACAACUCUGAAGGAUGUGGAGGGAAUGAUGUCUAUUUCUGUUGAAGCUUCUGAGGCACGGAACUCUUUGAGCGAUGACAAGGAACUCAUCAAUACUUAUGAGAGGUUAACAGCUCUUGAUGGAAAGCGGAGGUUUGCAUUAGCAGCUGCAGGAUCUCACAAAGAAGAGGUCGGCAGACUAAGAGAAUAUUUUGAAGAUGUUGAUCGCACUUGGGAGACAUUUGAUAAGACAUUAUGGGGUCAUAUUUCAAACUUCUUUGACCUUGCUAAAGAAAGUCCACAAACUUUGGUUCGUGCUUUGAGGGUUGUUGAAAUGCAAGAAAUCUUUGAUCAGCAACUUGCAGAGGAAGCAGCUGAGGCUGAGGGAGGUGGCACAAUUGCAUCAAUAACAAAUCCUCGUAGAACUGCCAAGAAGUCUACCACUAGUACAGCUUCUUCUAGAAAUCUUACACAGCAGAAGUUGAAGAUUCAGGGAAAAGGCUACAAGGAUAAAUGCUACGAGCAAAUAAGAAAGACAGUUGAAGGACGUUUUAACAAAUUGCUAUCGGAGCUAGUCUUUGAGGACCUAAAAGGAGCUCUAGAGGAAGCUCGAAAGAUUGGAGAAGAGCUUGGAGAUAUAUACGAUUUUGUGGCUCCUUGUUUUCCUCCAAGAUACGAAAUAUUCCAGCUCAUGGUAAAUCUUUAUACUGAGAGGUUUAUUCAAUGGCUGAGAUUGCUCAGUGACCGGGCAAAUGAUCUAACAAAUAUAGAGAUUUUAAAGGUAACUGGUUGGGUUGUUGAAUACCAAGAUAAUCUGAUUGGGCUUGGUGUUGACGAGUCUUUGGCUCAAGUUUGUUCUGAGAGUGGUGCAAUGGAUCCCCUUAUGAACUCUUAUGUAGAAAGAAUGCAAGCCACUACAAGGAAAUGGUACUUGAAUAUCCUUGAGGCUGAUAAAGUACAGCCACCAAAGAAAACAGAAGAUGGAAAGCUAUAUACGCCAGCUGCUGUUGAUUUAUUUAGGAUCCUUGGAGAGCAAGUGCAAAUUGUUCGAGAGAAUAGCACUGAUGUCAUGUUAUACAGAAUCGCUUUGGCUAUUAUUCAGGUAAUGAUUGAUUUUCAAGCAGCUGAAAGGCAGAGAAUGGAAGAGCCUGCUUCUGAGAUUGGUCUAGAAUCUUUAUGUGCUAUGAUAAACAACAACCUGCGCUGCUACGAUCUUGCGAUGGAGCUAAGUAACAGCACCAUAGAAGCCCUGCCACACAGUUACGCUGAGCAGAUUAAUUUUGAAGACACUUGCAAAGGUUUUUUAGAGGUUGCAAAGGAAGCUUUGCAUCAAACUGUUAGUGUCAUCUUUGAAGAUCCAGGAGUUCAGGAAUUACUUGUCAAGCUUUACCAAAAAGAAUGGUGUGAAGGACAGGUUACUGAGUACCUAGUUGCAACAUUUGGUGAUUAUUUUACUGAUGUAAAGAUUUACAUUGAAGAAAGAUCGUUUAGGAGAUUUGUUGAAGCUUGUCUGGAGGAAACCGUGGUGGUUUAUGUUGACCAUCUACUCACACAGAAAAAUUACAUCAAGGAAGAAACUAUUGAACGGAUGAGGCUAGAUGAAGAGGUUCUCUUGGAUUUCUUCAGGGAAUAUAUUAGUGUUUCUAAAGUUGAAAACAGAGUCAGGACACUAAGUGACUUAAGAGAGCUUGCUUCGGCCGAGAGUCUGGAUUCUUUCACACUCAUUUACACAAAUAUCCUUGAACAUCAACCUGACUGCCCAGCUGAAGUUGUUGAAAAACUUGUGGGACUGCGAGAAGGCAUACCACGGAAGGAUGCAAAAGAGGUUGUACAAGAAUGCAAAGAAAUUUACGAAAACUCUCUUGUUGAUGGAAACCCCCCAAAGGCUGGUUUUGUUUUUCAAAAAGUGAAGUGCCUAUCUGCUUCCAAAGGAUCUAUAUGGCGAAAGCUGACUUAGUUCUGCUUCAAUACCGACGCCUAUGCUUGGACAAUUGGCAGCCUAUUCGGUCAACUUCUUAGAUGCCUCUGUGCAGAUGUAUAAAGGACAGGUCCAUAUUUUUACCCUCCAAACUAUAAUUUUUUCUCCGCAUUUAAUUCCGUUGAUUUUUUGCAUUUAGUUUAUUUUGAAAAUAAUGUAGUAUAAACCCCUCAGUAGUUCAGAUUAAUACUCAAAUGUAUUGAAACAUAAGAAACAGAAAAGGUGAAUGAAGAAGCGUGUUAGAUUCUGUGAUACGCGACGGGUACCACAUGUAACAUUAUUGCUCUGUCAAUACGUUAUGAUUGCUUCUGCAAACUUGAUGUUUAUCUUAAUAUUCUGUUCUGAUUGUUUCUA
Cornus florida is the source of this 2876-nucleotide messenger RNA. Its product is annotated as exocyst complex component SEC6. Gene Ontology annotation, biological process: exocyst localization; exocytosis. Lineage: Eukaryota; Viridiplantae; Streptophyta; Magnoliopsida; Cornales; Cornaceae. Bases 231 to 2501 code for a protein of 756 amino acids. The record is from RefSeq and is a predicted model, not a curated record. The transcript is spliced from 26 exons. Gene Ontology annotation, cellular component: exocyst. Gene Ontology annotation, molecular function: SNARE binding.